CAGUAAAGCUAAUACAAUUUAGUUUGAUUGAGAAGACUUUGUUUUCAAUUCUUGAUAAUGAGUAGUACACUUAUGGCUCUGAGCCCUUUUACUGUGUUCACAUAUUUUACCCUUUUCUCUCUUCUGACCAUUUCUUGUUCUUGCUUCAACCCUAAACGUCUCAAUGUAUCAGAAGUUCAGUCAGAUUCCGACUGGUCACCUGCCGGAGCUACUUGGUAUGGAAGCCCUGAUGGUGCUGGAAGUGAUGGUGGAGCUUGUGGGUACACAAAUGCCGUAGAUCAGCCACCAUUCUCCUCCCUAAUAGCUGCUGCUGGCCCUUCUCUAUACAAAUCAGGCAAGGGCUGUGGAGCUUGUUUUCAGGUAAAGUGCACGGGAAAUAAAGCAUGCUCAGGAAAGCCAGUGACGGUGGUAAUAACAGAUGAGUGUCCAGGCGGACCUUGUCUAUCAGAAUCAGCUCAUUUUGAUUUGAGUGGCACUUCUUUUGGAGCUAUGGCUGUUUCUGGACAAGCUGAUCAAUUGCGUAAUGCUGGAGUUCUCCAGAUUCAAUACAAAAGAGUGAAGUGCAACUAUCCAGGAGUUAAAUUGACAUUUCACGUAGACUCAGGUUCAAAUUCCAACUAUUUUGCGGCUCUAAUAGAGUACGAAGACGGGGACGGAGACCUAAACAGAGUUGACCUGAAGCAGGCAUUGGAUUCAGAUACAUGGCAACCCAUGCAACAGUCAUGGGGUGCAGUUUGGAAGCUCGAUACCGGCUCCUCCUUAGUGGCACCAUUUUCUCUCAAACUUACAGGAGAAUCUGGCCAGACUGUGGUGGCUAACGGCGUUAUUCCAUCUGGUUGGCAGCCCGGAAAAACUUAUCGAUCAGUUGUCAAUUUUAAAGUCUAGCAGCUUAAUAUUUAACAAUUGCUGCACAGCAAGUCAAUUUGGUAGACUUUAUGUUGUGGUCAAGAAGUAAUUAGGAUGGCUAGUAGAAUAAAGUAGAAGACACAAGAAAAACGGGGUUGUUGUGUAUUUUUAAUAUUGAUACCACGCCCCUUGUUAUGGUUUUACGCCCUGUUCCUAAAUUAGUACCUUAUGAGUACUAGUACUGGAUAUUAUUAAUUCAGGACAAUGUUACUACAAUGUUUAAGUUAUAUAAUGAUAAUUUUAUGUGUU
This is a messenger RNA of Lycium ferocissimum, 1155 nucleotides long. Its product is annotated as expansin-B15-like. The record is from RefSeq and is a predicted model, not a curated record. Gene Ontology annotation, cellular component: extracellular region. Gene Ontology annotation, biological process: sexual reproduction. The transcript is spliced from 4 exons. NCBI's taxonomy places the organism in Eukaryota, Viridiplantae, Streptophyta, Magnoliopsida, Solanales, Solanaceae. The coding region runs from base 58 to 885 and encodes 275 amino acids.